Molecule: messenger RNA, 2786 nt
Organism: Monascus purpureus
Lineage: Eukaryota; Fungi; Ascomycota; Eurotiomycetes; Eurotiales; Aspergillaceae
Source: the annotation of a GenBank genome assembly
UAAAGACCUCGUCUUAUCUUCCAUGGAAAAAGAGCUUGGGCCAAGGAGAGCCUCGACAGCUUAAUGCUCGCCUUGUUAUCUCACGAUCAGCAAAAGAUAAGACCCGUCAGGGUGUCAAGUCAAUCCCUUCAGGAGCAUCGAGGCUUUAAGCAAGGACCGUUCUUCCGGAGAUUCCGCCAUGGAUGAGCUCGACCAGUGCUUUCUUUUCCACAAGCUGAUAUUAUCGACCUGGAGGAUCCCUGGAGCUCAGCUGGUAUCUAGAAUUCUAUAUAUCUCGCUGUCUUGAAGACUUCCCCGCUGCGGGGUGCGGGGUCGAGGCCAGGGAGGCACGAAGAGGAGGCCUUUAAUAUAAUAUAUCCAUCGUCUCAUUGCUAAGGCCGUGGUACAGUCCAGUGUUAUGACAGCAACCAUGCAGAUCGAGCCUCGCAGGUUGAAGAGGACUGCAAACGCAUGUGUUCCGUGCCGGCAGAGUAAGAUAAAGUGCUCGGGCGAUCAACCGUGUGCAAACUGCCGACGUCGUGCUGUAAAAUGUUGUUUUAUGGAGGGAGGAAGCAGAGUCACAAUAGGGAGAAGACAUGCACGCAUGCUGCAGCCACAAACAAGAGAGCGCCGGCUGGGAUCCCUUGCGACGAAACGUUCUGCUGACGAUGCUUUUGGAUCUGAAGGUGAAGGCGAAGAGACACCACAACGGGAACAUUCAUCGUCAUGCCAGUCGGUAGACCACGCGCAGAGCAUCUGGACGAAUCCGUUUACUUUACCUUCAACGACUAUCCAGAAUAUGCAGAGGAACAGACGCAACUGGAUCUGGCUGGCCCCGUCGUCUAUGUGGUCGUUCACUGCUCGACUCACCGUCAUGCUGUCAGAGAAGUUGCACCUCGAGUCUCCCUACGAUGCCCCCAAUUUCUCAGACAGAGACAUCUAUCCUCUAAAAUGGAAAUCUGCUGCUUCCGAUGAUCCCCCGGAUAUCAGCGGAUUGCCUUCCAUCGACCAUGCUCUCUAUCUGUUCAAUACUGUCAAGUUUCACCUUGGUCAGAACUAUCGGUUCUUUGACGAAGAAGCAUUCGUCACUGAUAUGCAAGAGUUUUAUUAUGGCAACGCUUUAGAGAAGGCGACCAGAUGUCGUCUUUGGUUUGUGCAAUUCCUCUUGAUCCUAUGUUUUGGAAAUGCAUUUCUCUCACGCUCCAGGAAUACGAGGGAUCCUCCCGGUGCGAAAUUCUUUGUGCGCGCCAUGUCUCUCAUGCCGGAUCUUGCAUCUAUGUGGAAGGAUAGUUUGCUGGCUAUCGAGAUCUUAGCUCUGGUCGGCCUCUACCUGUAUUCUACUGACUACAGGGAGUCGGCUCAUGUUUAUGUUGGCCAAGCAAUACGUAUUGCACAGAUGGAAGGACUCCACACUCAGCUCCCGGAGGAUGAGCUUGGUGCUGGAACUUUGACCCGUUGCCGUAACCUCUGGUGGACUCUGUAUAUCAUGGAUCGGCAUAUCUCAUCCUCUUUAGGGCUCCCAAUGACCACCCCAGACAGCGACAUCACCACUGUGAUUAAUCCCCCAAGCACAUGCUUGCAGCGGGAUGCUAUUCUCAGUCUCAAUGUGAGACUGUCCCACUUGCUCUCCUUUAUUCUGACAACUGUCUACAGGACCCAGAAAACGCAUCUGGCUACCUUCCUUGAUAAGACGAGAUCAAUAUUACAUACUAUGGCUGGGCAUGCGCGAGAGAUCGAAACCAUCAUCUAUCUCAAAUUCCAGAAUUCCGUGGACACGGUCCCCAAAGGGACGCGCCAUGUAACUUUGCUCUAUCACCAGUGUGUGAUUGUUGCUACACGGCCUCUGCUUCUGUCCGUUCUCGAAGAACGAUUAGAGAAAUUAAACAACGGCGCAGGAGAAGAUUGGCAAAGCUGUUUGGCUCCUAUCAAGUCUUUGAUCUCGACGGGCAUCAAAUCAGCCGCAAAAACCCUUCAGAUACUGUCUGACGAAGAUAGCCUUCUCGAAGCCUUCCUACCAUUUGACUUGGAAUUUGCAUACGGAGCCGCCGUACAUCUGACCAUGGCAAAUACACUCUUCCCACGCAUGGCAGAAGGCCAAACAUACAGUCAAGAUGCGCACUCAAUUCUGGACGAGAUGAUCUCCGCGGGAAACCGCUUGGCAGAGGCACGAAAGGCGGAACUCACCCAUCUUGAAGCCUUGUUCAGGGAACUUACGACACAGACGGAACAGAGAGAUCGUCAAAUUGUAACAUCCUCCAACAUGGAGCAGGGUAAGAGCCCGACAGAGGGCGGAAUUAGUGAGGUACAGCAGGAACAAACAGCAUCAACAACUGUUGCGUCGGAGAUUGGGACGACAGAUCGGUCUCUGGACAGUGGUGAUAGUGCGUCCUCGCCCUCUGUUCUUCCACGGACGGCAAAUGAUCUUGAAUUUCUCGAUGAUAUCGGGAUCUCAUCUUGUGAGUUUCUGUCCAUUGUGGACCAGAUUGGUUGUGAGCAGGAAGGUGGCAGUUUACUGGACCCUGGGCAAUCCUGGAAGAAGGGUAUAUAAGUAUAAUCGGGAGGUUUCGUAUAGAUAGAAUGGUACUGGCACUUCUAUACAGACAUUGAUAACCUGAAACACCACAGGAAUGGCUUUCAAGGCAGCUCGGUAGUUUAAAGCGGGAAUAUACCCAGCGCUAUUGGGUUAAUGCAGGUCCACUGCGGGGUUCAGCCGGUUCCAAUAAGCAGACUGGCAAUCCAUUCCAUGUUCUUAAGUCCUUUCUGUAAGGUCUCCUGGGGAUAAAGGCAGGAAAUAAAUACUACUAUUA